AUGGGCAAUAGCGCGGUCGCUUCCUUCGAUAUAGAUCAGGGUCCCCCACUUCAAAGUACAUUCAAUGAUGUGCUAGCUUGGGUGCAUUCUGAUUUCAACCUCCUCUCUCAGGAGUUUUUAACAAGACCAGAGAGAGAGGGGUUGAGAUUGGCUGCCCCUACUGUGCAGGCACUUCCUCUACCUCCACCCAAGGAGGCUAAAAGGGGAUCUUCUUCUGGGGCUCUUCCUUCUGUAGCCCCUGCCUAUGGAGAAGUGGCUGCUUUUAAGUGCCUACCUCUGGCAGGGGUGAAAAAGAAGAGGAAACAGAGGGAGAACCCUCGUCUUGCAGGGGUUGCAUCUCUUCCUAAUACAUUUCCUUUUCAGAAGCGCAGGGUUAAGCAGAGGCGUAACCCUGCCAUAACUAUUUCUUCCAGUUCUGCAUCUUCAGUGACUUAUACAACGGCAGUUGUGGCUGAGGUUCCCGCCACAUCAGUCCCUCCGCCAGUGGUGAAAGCGGCUGCCUUAGAGGUGGCCCCGGCGGCUCAAACCGUGGGCAGGCCCUCUUGGUGGAAGUUUUUGAUUCAGGGAAGGUUAUCUUCCCUGGUGAUGAAUUCGCCAACUUUGACUCCUUUGUCGAUGUUUCUAAUGAUGAGGGCAAAGGAUUUCUAUAUCCUGACUUGGCUAAUGCAGGUUCGUAGACUAUGCUUUUGGUUUGUAUUUUUUAUUUUAUGUUCUGAGUUAUUCUGGACUGACUUUUUCUUCUGUGUACAACUACGCAGUUCCAAUUGCAAGCUUUUCUUGAGUCAGGGGAUGUAAAAGUCCGGUUUAAAGUGAACUAAAUAAUUAUAUGUAAAUAUAAAUUCCGGGUCACACGUCGGACAUUUAAGUUAAACUGUAUAUAGGAUCGAUGACAUUCUAGUGAUAAAGAAAUAAUCAAAUAAAGAUAGCAGCAACAAUUCAGCGAAAGUCUUAAAGGUUACAACUUGAGAGCCUAAGGGCCUCUUCAAAACCAUAUUCUAGUUUAAAAUAAAAAACGCACUUGCUAAAAUAAAUAAUCAAGUUCAACGAAAAAAAAAUAUCAUAGAACGAGUACGACAGUCAGCUCAUUUACAGGUUCUAAUGUUGGAGUCCUCACACACUAUUCCCGCCUGCAAAUCGACCAGCUAGUUGUCGAAAGACAACAUCAUAGCAAGUUCAAAAAAACAUAAACCAACACACGUCAAAGAUUUCAUACAAUGCAUUAUACAGGUUACAUACAAACAAUGAGUUCAUCAUAACAUGCACAGGCUCUAACAUUUAAGAUGUCAUUAUUGUCUUUCCAAUUCCCAACUCAUGUCGUUGUCCGUCCAGCUUGGGUCGCCAGAGUAAUAUAAAAGUUCGGAGGAAUACACAUGGGAGAGCUAAUCCCAAGGCAACCUCCGGCCUAAGACGUUGCCCGUCCUAGUCGGGUCGUCAAAGGUAAAAUAUGCAUACCCCCAUGGUGACGGUAACGAUCCAAAACUGCCAUGGAAACGAUGAAUAAUAAUAGUUCCAAUCCAGUAUAAUAACCACA
Amaranthus tricolor (Joseph's coat) is the source of this 1531-nucleotide messenger RNA. RefSeq lists its product as uncharacterized. The record is from RefSeq and is a predicted model, not a curated record. The coding region runs from base 1 to 795 and encodes 264 amino acids. The transcript is spliced from 3 exons. Lineage: Eukaryota; Viridiplantae; Streptophyta; Magnoliopsida; Caryophyllales; Amaranthaceae.